This is a messenger RNA of Aphidius gifuensis, 2766 nucleotides long. Its product is annotated as mitogen-activated protein kinase kinase kinase 7-like. Bases 634 to 2538 code for a protein of 634 amino acids. NCBI's taxonomy places the organism in Eukaryota, Metazoa, Arthropoda, Insecta, Hymenoptera, Braconidae. The transcript has 6 exons. Gene Ontology annotation, biological process: JNK cascade; protein phosphorylation; positive regulation of canonical NF-kappaB signal transduction. Gene Ontology annotation, molecular function: MAP kinase kinase kinase activity; ATP binding; magnesium ion binding. The record is from RefSeq and is a predicted model, not a curated record.
UGGGCAUUUUACGUGACCACUUCUCUCUCACGUCAUCGCCACAGUUUUAUAAAUUAUGAAAUAAAAUAUAAACCAAAAUAAAUGAUAACAACCUACAUAAACAAAUAUUAUUAUUAAUAAUAAUAAAUAAUUACAUCAAUAAUUAAUAUUUAAAAAAAAGACUGGUAAUAACAUUAUCAUAAUAUAUUGGUUUUACUUGAAGAAAAAGUACCGAUAGCUCGAAUUUCAGAUGCAGUUAAGGUUAUGUAUAGGUGUUUACAAAUAUAUAGCCAAGUGAAAUUAUUAAUAACAUUUUUUUUUUUUACGUUUUUUAACCUUAUCGCAUAUAUCUGUUGUAUAAAAAUGAAGUAAUUAUUAAAAAGCUGAUGAUGAUGAUGAUGGUGAUGUAACAUCAAUAAACGUCAAAUAUUUGUUGUUGUUGUUGUGUGUUAAUUAAUAAACACAUUGUUUAGUUAAUGUGUUAACUGGUAUAUAAAUCAUGAAACAUAGAAAUAAAAUAAUUUUCUAUUGAUUUGAAUUUAUAUAAAAAAAAUAGUUAAUAAUCAAUCAAAAAAGUUUACAAGUUCAAGUUUUCAUUGACAACCAUGACAUGACAUUGAAUUUUUAGUGUAAUUGUUUUUUUACGUGAAAGAUAUGUCAAUAAAUAUAACAGAUGACUGUUGUAACAAUCAACAUGAAUUACAAACAAUACAGAUGACAGAUAAUAAACAGGAUCAAUUAAGUGUUGACUUAUUGUCACCAGCAUUGACAGCAACAACAACAUCAACAGCUAGAUCAUCACUAAUGUCAACAGCAUCUACACAAACUAGUCAACAACAACAAACUCAAGUACCAAAACUAAAGUCACCAAAUCAACAAUCAUUUGCUAAAGAAAUUGACUACAAUGAAAUCGAAAUAAAAGAGGUUGUUGGCAAAGGCUCAUUUGGUGUUGUUAGAAAAGGAAGAUGGAGAAAUAUUGACGUUGCAAUAAAACAUAUUAAUACUGAAAGUGAACGUAUUGCAUUUGGUAUUGAACUUGUUCAAUUAUCUAGAGUUUCACAUCCAAAUAUUGUCAGAUUAUAUGGAGCAUGUACAAAAAAUCCAGUUUGUCUUGUUAUGGAGUAUGCUGAAGGUGGAUCAUUAUACAAUGUAUUGCACUGUUCACCAAAACCUCAUUAUACUGCUGGUCAUGCUAUCAGUUGGGCUGUACAAUGUGCACAAGGUGUUGCAUAUCUUCACAACAUGAAACCUAAACCUUUAAUUCACAGAGACUUAAAACCACCAAAUUUACUUUUAGUAUCUGGUGGUAGAAUUUUAAAAAUUUGUGAUUUUGGUACUGCAUGUGAUUUAAAUACUUAUAUGACAAAUAACAAAGGUUCAGCAGCAUGGAUGGCACCAGUUUUUGAGGGUUCACGUUAUACUGAAAAAUGUGAUAUAUUCAGUUGGGGUGUUAUACUGUGGGAAGUAUUAACAAGACAAAAACCAUUUGAUGAUAUUGGUGGAUCUGCUUAUAGAAUAAUGUGGGCUGUACAUACUGGACAACGACCACCACUAAUUGAAGGUUGUCCAAAACCAAUUGAAUAUUUAAUAACAAGAUGUUGGGCUAAAGAACCAGAACAACGUCCAUCAAUGAAUGAAAUAGUUAGAAUUAUGAUUAAUUUAUCAGAAUUAUUUAAUUGUGAUUUAGAGCCAGUUGAAUAUACUCCAAGCUCAAGUAUAAAUGUAGAAUAUAUUAAUGAUAAUAAUGAAACAAAUGAUGACACAAUAAAUAUAACAUGGGAUACUUCAAAUAGUCAAUUUAAUGGUGAUAAUUCAGCAUCAUAUAAUCAAUUUAAUCAAAAUCAGCUAGAUAUAUCAGAAUCAAUUAAAAAUUUACAAUCAAAUAUAACAAUGAUAUCAACUGGAGAACAACAAACACGACAAGAUAAUAAAAUAAAUACAUCAAGACCACCUUUACCUCCAAUGGCAUCUUCAACAAAACUUUCAACAAUAUCUUCAAUAAAUUGUAAUAAUUUUCAACCACUUCAUGUUGAAUGUGAUCCAACAAGUUGGGAUUUGGCAACAUCGUCAGAUACAUCAUGGGAACUUGGUAGCACAGCUGGCCUCGACAAAAUGAGACCAAAAUCUAAAAAAUCCAUUAGCAAAAGUAGUGAUAGUAGCAAUACUGAUCAAUUGGACGAAGUUUAUCGACUUUUGGAUGCUGAUCUAAGACCACUUGAGCCUGAUGUUACGUGUCAGAUAUCAAAAGAUAUAUUUGAAGAACACAAACAAUUAGCUACAGAAUAUUUUAAAGUACAAACUGAAAUUGCACUUAUUGGUCGUGAAAAAAUGAAAAUGCUCAAUUCAUUGAGUCCCGAUGGAUUACGAGAACAACAAGAACUUCGUAAACUCGAGGAUGAAAAGGAAUCUCUGGUUAAAUUAUAUAGAAAUCUUCAGCGUCAAUUGGAGAUUAUGAAAGGUCCAAUUGGACCUGGAACAGUGUUGAAUCCAACUGUUCAAACACCUGGUAAUGAUGGAUGGGUUUUAGUAUCACGUCAAGAACCUUCAAGAAUUUUAUAAUUUUUAAAAAAACUUAAUUUAUUGAAUCACUGUUCAUGCAGACUUUUUUUUUUUUAUUGUCAACUGUUUGCUAAUAAUUAAAAUAUGUUUUUUUCAUCUCUCAAGCAAGUAAAUGAUUAUUAAAAUAUUUUAAAAUUAACAUUUAUAAAUUGACACAAACUUGAUGAAUUUUUAAAGCUAUAUGAAUAAAAAAAAAAUAAUAUUUUUUAAAUUCAUAAUUACAAAGAC